AUGCUUCGUUGGUAUCAGGCAAAGUUGGCUAAGCAGCCCAUUCUCACAGCCAGUGUGACCAGCGCUGUGCUCUUUGGUAGCGGUGAUGUGCUCGCUCAGCAGGUAGUUGAUCGCAAAGGGCUGGAGAAGCAUGAUUUUGCUAGAACCGGUCGCAUGGCUCUGUACGGAGGAGCUAUCUUUGGUCCCGCUGCUACGACCUGGUACGGCUUUCUCCAACGCAAUGUGGUCCUGAAGAACACCAAGGCCACCAUCGUUGCCCGGGUUGCGGCAGAUCAGUGCUUAUUCACCCCUACCCAUCUCACCUGCUUCUUAACCUCCAUGGCCAUCAUGGAAGGUUCGGACCCUAUCGAGAAGUGGCGUAACAGCUUCCUUCCCAGCUACAAGGCCAACUUGACCAUCUGGCCUCUUGUUCAGGGUGUCAACUUCUCCAUCGUGCCACUGGAAUACCGUGUACUUGUUGUAAACCUAGUCAGCCUGGGCUGGAAUUGUCUUCUAAGCAUGAUCAAUAGCGGCGAUAAAUAAGCGAAUCCCUUCCAAUUGUUUGGAGACCUUAUGUUUAGAGAUACCCCUUUGAUUGUAUAGCUGAUACGCCGAAGACUCUUAUUUUUCCUUUGAAUUGUUCCGGGGUCAUAGAGGUCUUUCUUCACUUUUCAUUAUCUCUUCGGACUUGCUUCCUGUGUUUCAAAAUUUGGGGCGCAACAUCGAGAACAUUUCGGAUAAACAGUAGACAUGCUGGAUUAGAGCGGAUUGUAUAGUGACUGUUGUUGCUAUUCCUGCGGGUACAUAGAUUU
Aspergillus nomiae NRRL 13137 is the source of this 791-nucleotide messenger RNA. RefSeq names its product Mpv17/PMP22 family protein. NCBI's taxonomy places the organism in Eukaryota, Fungi, Ascomycota, Eurotiomycetes, Eurotiales, Aspergillaceae. The transcript has 5 exons. Gene Ontology annotation, cellular component: membrane; cytoplasm; mitochondrion. The record is from RefSeq and is a predicted model, not a curated record. The coding region runs from base 1 to 522 and encodes 173 amino acids.